Messenger RNA from Calidris pugnax (ruff), 1883 nucleotides. RefSeq names its product IQ motif containing C (gene IQCC). The coding region runs from base 529 to 1422 and encodes 297 amino acids. The record is from RefSeq and is a predicted model, not a curated record. Gene Ontology annotation, molecular function: protein binding. The transcript has 5 exons. NCBI's taxonomy places the organism in Eukaryota, Metazoa, Chordata, Aves, Charadriiformes, Scolopacidae.
GAUGGUAGUGGUUGAUGGUGAUGGAGGGGGUGCUGCUGGUGGUGGCAGUGGAGGUGGCGGUGAUGGAGGUGGCAGUGAUUGUGGUGGCUGGUGGUGGAGGUGGCCAUGACGGCAGUUGGUGGUGACAGAGGUGACACUGACGGUGGCAGGGGGACAGCACUUUCCCUUGACCCGCGCUCAGACAGAAGCUGCACCUGGCCGAGAGCCCCGACCCCGAGGACGCGGCAGCCGGACCCUGACCCCGCGCGCGGCCCGGCUGGGGAGAGGGAAAGGGGGGCCGCCACCAGGACCCCCCACCAGGACCCCCCACCCCCGGGAACCCCACAGCGGGGCCAUCCUCCCCGCGGAAGGGCCGAGAGAGGCGACAGCGGUCACACAGAGCGGGGCCGCCGGGUCCUGUCGUCGUCCCCCGCCCUCAACCCACCGCCGCCAUUUUGGUGGGACCCUCCGUGACGGGGGGGCGGGACGGGCCCUGGCGGCGCGGCCGGAUGACGUCAUCAGGCGGCGCCCCCUCCCGUUGUCCCGGCCAUGGCGGCGGCGCUGGGGCCGCAGGCGGAGGCGGAGGGGUGGCGGCAGCUGCUCCGUGCUGUCACCCGCCUGCAGGCCUGCGUGAGGGGUUACCUGCUGCGGAAGCGGUUCCGGAGCCUGCGGGCAGAGUACGAGGAGGUGGUGCGGGACAUCGAGGGGGACCUGAGCCAGCUGCAGUGGAGGGGACACAUCCUGCCACGGCCCGUGUUCCUCCCCGAGAAGCCAACGCAGGGGACAGGUUCAGGUCCGCAGGAGGCUGUGCCACACCAGGAGGUUGUACCACGGGACGAGGCUGUGCCACACAAGGAGGCUGUACUGCAGGACGAGGCUGUACCACACAAGGAGGUUGUACUGCAGGACAAGGCUGUGCCACACAAGGAGGUUGUACUGCAGGACAAGGCUGUGCCACACAAGGAGGUUGUACUGCAGGACAAGGCUGUACCACACAAGGAGGUUGUACCGCGGGAUGAGGCCAGCACAGAAAACCCACAGAAGGAGCUGGCCACCUCUGAACCAGAACGGGACUGGGGCCGCAGCGGUGAGAAACCUACAGCCCAGCUGCAGAGCAAGAAAGAACUGAGCUCCAGGGGUGAAGGCGAUGGAGUGAGGCCCCCAAAUCCCAGGGGUGAUGCCGAUAAAUGCACUGAAAAGGGGUGCAGUGCCCCAGCAGAGAGCCAGGAGUGGCAAAAUGACAGCAGUGUCCUGGAGGCAGAGUCCCUUGAAGCCUGUCUGGGAAUUCCACUUGAGGAAAUCAAGCAGCUUCCUCGGACUCGGUCAGGUCUCCAGUCCUACAGAAACCACUUGAUCAUGGAGCUGACGUGGUUGCAACAAGCUAUUGUCAGCCGUAAAAACUACUUGAUGCUGAAACAGAGGUUGGGGACUCCAGAUCUGUAGGAGGGCAUUCCCAAGUACGUGGGGCAUUUGUGGUGUUAUGAAGAAGCAGUGGAGCUGCAGCACUGCGGUCGUGACAUGACCUCAUGGACAGCAGCAGCUGAGGAGAACUCCAGCUCCGUGGGGUGACGUUUUCCACUUCAGAUGAAUGUGGCGAGAAAGCCUUUUAUUUUUUUAAAAUGUGAAUAUUUGGUCAAACACAUCUCUGUGUGUGGCAGAGCCACCUGGAGAGAGCACCAGGUGCUUCAGGGAGCAAGGAAGGACUUAUUCAAGUUCAGGGGCGUUUAUGGUCUCUCAGAAAGAGACUUUCCACAUGGUGCUGUGGUUCCUGACUGUGACCCUAACUCUUCUGUGCAAACACUCUGUUUUCCUGCUGACUGAAUGGUCACUCUUCCCAUGUGGCAGAUGGAUCUUUCUGUUGCUUGGUGAUGCUGACUUUUUUGUGAAUAAAAAGCUUUCCUGAA